Molecule: messenger RNA, 1248 nt
Organism: Fonsecaea erecta
Lineage: Eukaryota; Fungi; Ascomycota; Eurotiomycetes; Chaetothyriales; Herpotrichiellaceae
Exons: 5
Coding region: 1-1248 (415 amino acids)
Molecular function (GO): O-methyltransferase activity
Source: RefSeq, a predicted model, not a curated record
AUGGCACCGGCCUCAUUGCCGUCGCAUGUUGACAUGGACGUCGUUUCCAAACUCUUGCAAGAUGUAAAUGAGAAUGUGCAGGCCUUUGGCUCGGGAGACCUCAAGACGCGUGAAGCAGCUAUCGAGGCUUGUCGGUCGCUUGCCUCAGUCCUCGAAACUCCCAGUGAGGCGGUGGUGAGAAUGACUUGGGUCGAGCCCAGUCAUCUUGCGGCGCUGCGCAUGGCUGUUGAUAUGCGGCUCUAUGAGCAUGUCGCUGCCGAGGAAGGCUCCCCGAAGACAAGUGCCCAGGUUGCGGCGGCGUGCUCAGCGGAGCCAUGGUUGGUUGGCCGGAUGAUGAGGCAUCUCGCUGCGAUGAAUACCCUUCGUCAGGUCGAUGCAGAUAGCUAUGUGCCAAACCCGUUUGCACAAGCCAUGACACAAUCCAUCUUCAGAGAGAGCGUUGUUUUGAUGCACGAUAUUUGCAUUCCGAUCAACAUGAAGACGGCCGAGUUCUUCGCAGAAAAUGGCUACACCAGCCCGACAGAUCCUCUCAACACACCAGCUCAACAUACAUUCAAUGCCAAAGGCAAGACACACAUCUUAGACAUAUUUGCACAACGUGGACAGACUCAGGGACUUGCCAGUAUGAUGGCUACCUGGAUGCUCGACCGGCCGCACUGGUCCGACGACGACUUGGGCUUCUAUCCGGUGAAGCAGCGACUGAUACAAGGCGCGACCGGUGACGAUGAUUCGGUCUUUCUGGUGGAUGUUGGAGGCAGCACGGGGCAUGAUCUGGAGAAGCUUCUCAUUCGACACCCGUUCAACAGCUUCCCCGGACACCUGGUCCUUCAAGAUCGUACUGAAGUCAUUGAUUCGAUUCCCGAGAACAGCCUGAAUGCUGGGAUCCGUGCGACGGCCCACGACUUUUUCACUCCACAGCCGGUACAAGGGGCGAGAACAUAUUUUAUGCACAGCAUAAUUCAUGACUAUCCAGAUGACAGGGCACGGUUGAUUCUAAAGAAUAUCGCCCGGGCAAUGAAGAAGGGGUACUCCAAACUUAUCUUGUGGGAUUUCGUGCUCCCAGAGAAGGCCGUGGCCUCGACACUGUCAGCUCUAGAUUGGGAAAUGAUGUCUUUUUAUGCCGCCAGUGAGAGGUCAGAGGGUCAGUGGAAGACAUUACUCGAGGAUCCCGAGGUUGGGUUGAAGGUCAAUGGGAUCUGGAGCUACAGUCAGUUCGACCAAAGUGUGAUUGAAGCAGAAUUAGCUUGA